AUGGCAAACCCUAACAUCCGGCUCCUCCUAAUUCUAUUUCUACCCCUAAUCUUCUCCCCAGAUUACGAUUUCAUCAGCGUGGCCAAUGCAGGGAGGCGGAGCAUCCACAUAACGGACGAUCUUGAUGACGUUAUCGACGAUGAGGAAGACGAAGCAUGGAAAAAUUGGGGAAAGAACCCAAACCCCUCUAAAGACGAGUUCGAUCCACCACCGUCCGAUUUGAACAAAAUGAAUAUGCAGGAGAUCCAGGAGAUGAUGAUGAAGCGAAAUUUCGGACCAGUUUUCGGGUUCGUUAAGCUCCGAUUAGGCGUACGCCGGACUCCGGAUGUUGUUGGUGAGAUUGCUAUGAAAUGGACAAAGAUUUUGAAAACUGGAGGAAUUCGAGUGCAGUUUACAGGGGUUGAUUCGAGUACAAUUAUGUUUAGCAUGGAACAAGGCAGAGACACGAUGGAGUUGAAGGAGUUCAUAUUGAAUGAACCGGAGGCUUAUGAAAUCAAAAUUGGGGAUCAAGUUUUCCGUAGACCUGGAGAUCCUCCUUUAGAAGCAGUCAUCGAGAAGCUUCAGCGCGAGCGGGACAAAGCUGAUGAUACUACUGCAGCUCCUGUAAAGGACGGUGGGCAUCCGAAAGAAGAAUUGUAG
Messenger RNA from Dovyalis caffra, 639 nucleotides. The record is from the annotation of a GenBank genome assembly. NCBI's taxonomy places the organism in Eukaryota, Viridiplantae, Streptophyta, Magnoliopsida, Malpighiales, Salicaceae.